Caenorhabditis briggsae is the source of this 2241-nucleotide messenger RNA. NCBI's taxonomy places the organism in Eukaryota, Metazoa, Nematoda, Chromadorea, Rhabditida, Rhabditidae. Gene Ontology annotation, biological process: innate immune response. The record is from RefSeq and is a predicted model, not a curated record. The coding region runs from base 1 to 2241 and encodes 746 amino acids. Gene Ontology annotation, cellular component: membrane raft. The transcript is spliced from 9 exons.
AUGAAUCUGAACAGCCCUGAAGCUGUGUUAUCUCCAGAAUGUGUGCUUCUCACAACUCUGAAUUAUGUUCUGGAUGAUAUAACAGCAAAAAUGACACCGGACUUGUCGAAAUUCAAAGCGCCGACAAGUUAUGUAAAAGAUAAAGGAGAAGAGCUAGUUGUCAGAUUAUUUGAAAAUUCGAAUUUGAGUCUAAGUAUGAAAAACAACUGCGCCCCAUUGAUAAAUAUUAAAUUUUUAUUUAAAGGAAUGUAUGGAUCGUCUGAAGAGCUGGCAGAAAACGUGAAGAUCUAUAGAAGCUCUCCUGGAAGUGGAUUGUACGCCGAUGCGAAUGGCUAUCUUUUGUAUCCUUACUACACAACUCCAGUGAUCUACCGAAGCCUUAAAGAUGAGCAGUACCUUUGCAAGUCCGAUGCCUAUAUAGUUUUGCAAAAUCUAACACUCGAAGUUUAUCCAUUUGAAAAACCCCAAGUCCUCCGUGUUCUUCUCGCAAUUUUCCUACGAUCUCAAGAACUGAAAAAUCUAAAAAGAAUGGAAUUUUUGAAAUUUGAUCAAAAGGAUUUUGCCUCUAUUAAAAAAGAAAUCGAAAAAGAGAUAAAAUCCUUUGGGACAGAUCCCGCAGAGUUUUUUCCAAUGAUGGCUGAAAUCACAAAUCUCGCGUUUCCGGACCUUCAUUUAAGAUUUAAAAAUCUGGUAAAAGUCGAUUGGGGAGAACCAGAAGCUGCAUUUUUCGAGAGAAUUCUGAGAAGAUAUGUUUUGGAAUUCCACGUGGCACCUAAUUUUAAGUAUCUUCUCACUAUUUUGUACUCGACUGCUGAGAGGAUUAUAAAUUUGCUGAAAAAAAUAAUCGAUAAUCGAUUGGAGAUUUUCUUGUUGGGUGGUCCAAGACCUACAGUUAGACUAUUCGAGGAUCAUGGAGGUCGACAGCUUGUAAUGAAGGCUGAGCUAUUUAAUGCCAUCAAUAAACCGACGAAUUUAAUAAAAAAUGGAUUUGAUGAAAUUUGUUUCGAAGCUAUGACUAUGGAAGACGUUCAGAAGCAGUUUGGAGAUCAAAUUAAGGAUAUUGAGUUCAUCCGCCUCCCAAUUCUACGUGCCAAAGACAAAGCCGUCCCACUUCAAGGUCCUCUGAACAAUCGAGAAUUCUUCGUUCUAGCAAUCGACGCCUUUUUUGAUCUAAUGAGGAAUGUGAUCCUUGGCGUCAAACUUUUCCAAAAAAUUCCCCAUUGGGGUGUCGCCGAGCCGAUAUGUGUUAGCUGGUACUUGGCAUUCAAGCACGAGGAGCUCAAAAAGUUUGUACACAAUCAAAAAGGAUGUUCAAGAGUUUAUGCGUUGAAGUGUAAUGAAUGUGAGAGUAAACCGAAGGCGUCGGAGAUUCAGAAGACAUUUGAAGAUCUGAAAAUCACUAAAGAGACUUCAGAAUCUUCUAAAAAGGCUCCAGAAGCUUCUCCACCACUCCAGAAAUUCCCAGAACCUACAAUAACCCAGAAGGAGUCGAAAAACUGUGAAAAGUGUUUCAGAACGUGUGAAAUGUUGAAUGAAGCAAAGAAAGAGCUGAAAUCCAAUGAAAACAGAAUUAAGAAUUUGGAAAAGAAGUUGUCAACGAAGGAGAAAAAGUUGGAAGAGUUUGAGGAUCAAAAGCAGAAAAUACAAGAAAAGGAGAAAGAGAUUCAAGAGAAAUUGGAGGAAAUCGAGCAGUUGAAGGGAAAAGUUGAGAAAAGUCUGAAAAUAGCUGAAGACAACGGAAAACUGAUUUCUGAAGUCACCAAACUGACUGAUUCUAUUGCUGAGCUCAACGAGGAACAUUCAAAACAAACAGAGAAGUUUCUGGAAUCUCAAAAUCAGCAAUUCGAUAAAAUUUCACACCUGGAAUAUGAGCUGGAUAUGGCAAGACAAACGACUGAAAUUCUGAAUCAAAAGAUUCUUGAAUUAGAAAAUCAGAGAGCGGAAAAUGAGAAUUGGGAAGCUGAAAAGCAAAAUCUACAUCUGGAAAUUCAAGAAAAUAGAGGAAAAAUUAAAGAAUUUUACGAUGAAAAUAUUCGGAUGCGGACAGAAAAUGAAGUGAAUCAACGGAUGAUUCAACAGCUUCUGGAUAAGUUAUCCAGUGCCACGUCAUCAGGAAAUAGCUACAGUAAUCCUCCUGUCGCAACAUCUGGUCGUGACUACAGUAAUCCAGUCAACUACCGUAGACCUGAAUCACUGUCUUCUGGAUCAAAAUACAGUAAUCCUCGACCAACUGUCUCCUAA